UUUGAAAAGUUGUGUUGAAAAGAAUUAGCUUGAUGAAUGUUUUCUGGCAUCUAUUUGAUUCGGUUCUAUUUUUUCUUAUUUUGGUUUUUAUAACACCUCAUUUGAACCAAGUGAGCCGAAGUGAAGUUCUUAUCCGGAAGAAAACGAGGCUAUAUUUCCAGAAGAAUCUUAUCCAUAGGUACAACUGAAUUCAUGAGGAAUAAUUUGUCUAAAAGGAGAAUCGGCCCCAGUUUUAAAGCUUCAAAAUGAUGCCAAUGCCACCAAGAUUAAGCUGUCUGUUCCUCCACUUUUUUGCGUUUUGCUUCUAUGCUCAGGUAACUCUUCAGUCCCCGCCUAAUUUUACGCAGCACGUGAGUGAGCAUAGCAAGGUCACUGACCGGGUGAGCCGUAAGGUUAUUCGGAUGUACCAGCUCUACAGCCGAACGAGUGGCAAGCAUGUGCAAGUUCUCGGAAACAAGAACAUAAACGCUAUGGCGGAAGACGGAGACGCGCAUGCCAAACUCAUAGUGGAGACGGAUACAUUUGGAAGUCGGGUUCGGAUUAAGGGAGCAGAGAGCGGAUACUACGUCUGCAUGAACAACAAAGGGAAACUGAUUGGCAAGAGAAACGGCCAGGGGAGAGACUGCAUCUUUACCGAGAUCGUCCUGGAGAAUAACUACACGGCGCUACAAAAUGCCAAGUAUGAGGGAUGGUACAUGGCCUUCACACGCAAGGGCCGGCCGAGGAAAGGCUCCAGGACGCGCCAGCACCAGCGGGAGGUCCACUUCAUGAAGCGGCUGCCCGGAGGACACCGCAUCGCCGAGCAGCGGCCCUUCGAUUUCAUCAAUUAUCCUUUCAACAGAAGGACCAAACACAUCCGCCAUUCAGGAGAGCGCUGAGGAAGGACAGCAGUGGAAAACGGGAAGCGCAGCCAACAAAAACAGCCAA
Messenger RNA from Megalops cyprinoides (Indo-Pacific tarpon), 927 nucleotides. It is a transcript of the gene fgf8b, whose product is annotated as fibroblast growth factor 8 b. The transcript is spliced from 5 exons. Gene Ontology annotation, biological process: positive regulation of gene expression; heart morphogenesis; positive regulation of protein phosphorylation. Bases 246 to 878 code for a protein of 210 amino acids. Lineage: Eukaryota; Metazoa; Chordata; Actinopteri; Elopiformes; Megalopidae. The record is from RefSeq and is a predicted model, not a curated record. Gene Ontology annotation, molecular function: growth factor activity; type 2 fibroblast growth factor receptor binding; type 1 fibroblast growth factor receptor binding. Gene Ontology annotation, cellular component: cytoplasm.